GGAGGUCGGGGCGGGAUGUCGUUCUUCCUACCCAAUGAGCUUCAAGAGGCUUCUCCCCCGCCCUUCGGGAGUUUCCGCUCGCGCUGCCGAUACCCUUCCACCCGGACUUCCGGGAGGCCGAAUUGGUUCCGGCGCCCGCUCGUGGCGAUUGGACGGCUGCGGCCGGAGCACUUCCGGGUUGGCAUUGCGGGGCACUGUGGCGGCAGGAGGAAGAUGGAGGCCGACCCCGUGUCUGCCGCUCGCGGGUCCCGCCGCGCCUCCGCCUCCAUGCGGGCUCCGGGUCUGCACCUCCUGCUCCGGCUGACGCUGCUGGGCCUCGGCACCGCCAGCGCCAGCGCCGGAGCCCGCCGCACCCUCGUGCUGCUGGAGAACGUCAACCUGCGCGAGACCCACUCGCUCUUCUUCCGGAGCCUGGCGGACCGUGGCUUUGACCUCACCUAUAGGACUGCUGAUGACCCCAGCCUGUCCCUUAUUAAGUAUGGGGAGUUCCUGUAUGACAAUCUCAUCAUCUUCUCGCCUUCUGUGGAAGAUUUUGGAGGCAAUAUUAAUGUAGAGACCAUCAGCUCUUUUAUUGAUGGAGGUGGCAGUGUCCUGGUAGCUGCCAGCUCAGACAUUGGUGACCCACUGAGGGAGCUGGGCAGUGAAUGUGGGAUUGAAUUUGAUGAGGAGAAAACAGCUGUCAUUGACCAUCACAACUAUGACAUCUCUGACCCUGGAGAGCACACACUCAUCGUGGCAGACACUGAAAAUCUCCUCAAGGCCCCAACCAUUGUAGGAAGAACAUCCCUUAAUCCCAUCCUGUUUCGGGGUGUUGGGAUGGUAGCUGAUCCCGAUAACCCUCUGGUAUUGGAUAUUCUGACAGGCUCCUCCACUUCAUAUUCCUUUUUCCCAGAUAAACCCAUCACACAGUAUCCCCAUGCAGUAGGAAAGAACACCCUCCUGAUUGCAGGACUCCAGGCCCGGAACAACGCCCGAGUCAUCUUCAGUGGCUCCUUGGACUUCUUCAGUGAUGCCUUCUUUAACUCGGCCGUGCAGAAAGCCAGCCCUGGCUCACAGAGGUACUCCCAAACAGGCAACUAUGAAUUGGCGGUCGCCUUGUCUCGGUGGGUGUUCAAGGAGGAGGGUGUGCUUCGAGUAGGGGCUGUGUCUCACCAUCGAGUCGGAGAGAAGGCCCCACCCAAUGCUUACACUGUCACAGACCUCGUGGAGUAUAGCAUCGUGAUCGAGAAGCUAUCAGAAGGCAAGUGGAUCCCCUUUGAUGGAGAUGAUAUUCAGCUAGAGUUUGUCCGGAUCGAUCCUUUUGUGAGGACUUUCUUGAAGAGGAAGGGUGGCAAGUACAGUGUCCAGUUCAAGUUGCCGGAUGUCUAUGGGGUCUUCCAGUUCAAAGUGGAUUACAAUCGGUUGGGCUACACUCACUUGUACUCCUCUACUCAGGUGUCUGUGCGGCCCCUCCAGCACACACAGUAUGAGCGAUUCAUCCCCUCAGCCUUCCCUUACUAUGCAAGUGCUUUCUCUAUGAUGGCUGGGCUCUUCCUCUUCAGUGCUGUCUUUUUGCAUAUGAAAGAGAAAGAAAAAUCUGAUUGAAGGGGCAGAGCCCUUGGACACUCCUGGGCUGUUGGUUUGACAGGUGUGGGUGGCCUGGACCAGCCUGACCUCUGUGAGAGACAAUUGGGUUAGCAGGGGUGGGGUAUCAUUUCCAGCAUCUCUGCCCUGGGGUCUUUAGUGGCUGCAGCCACCCAUUCCCACUUGUGAAAUAAAAAUGGGUGUUCCUGUGACUGGUUCCUGAUCCGCGUAAAUCACAAGCCACAUAGUCACAUUCUACCUGUACUCGGGACAUUUUUUUGGUCCAGUUGACUUUCUGUAUUAGAUCACUAAAAACCUUAUUAGGGCAAUGACACCUUAAGCCAUUGCUAGUAUGUUUUUAUUAACUAUUUUGCAUUUAAAUACCAAACAGUAUCUGUGAUAAAAGAUAAAUAUCUUAAUAAUAGCUAAUUGAGAUACACAUAUGUAUAUGCUUAUGUAUAUACAUAUACCUGCCUGUCUAAAAAUUGGCUCUCACCUUUGGCUAUUACAACUAUUCUUGCCCCCAUUUUAUCGAUGAGGCUCAGGGGUCUGUGUAGCUUGUAAUUGUCAGAACUAGGCCUUGGACCCAGGUCUCCUCAUAGCCAGUAGUUCAGGGUAGCUGGGCCUGAGCUUUUUUUUUUUUUUGACAUAUGAGAUGUUUGUGAAAAGGUGUUAUUUUUGUCCCCAAACAUAAAACGACACAAAGUCCCUAUUAUUCAUUUCAAGGCAUAUUCUACCUUUGUAAACAUGCAUUUAAUUCUUGAAAGUAGCUCUUAGAAGAGACCUCAGUCAGAAGGAAGCUCCACAGCACACCUUUUUCUGUUUCUUGAGAUGUUGGAUGUGCUAAAUAGAAGGCUUCCAGAAAGCUGCUACAAGAGCCAGGUUUUUUGAUUUUUCCUCUCAGAAAUGCACCAAGACCACACUGCAUGCUUAACAAUUAGGUAAUUGUUAAGCCCCCCCGCCCCCCACCUCUUUCAGCAUGAGAUCCUCUAAUCCUAGAACCACAGAGCUCUAACUUGGACCUUCUCCAUCGCAUUGACUCAGCCAGCCUUUUCCCCCCAGCGCAAAAAGAUUGUUUAUGCCUUAAGUUUCUUGUGAAAUAAAGGAAUUUCAUUUUU
This is a messenger RNA of Trichosurus vulpecula (common brushtail), 2681 nucleotides long. RefSeq names its product dolichyl-diphosphooligosaccharide--protein glycosyltransferase non-catalytic subunit (gene DDOST). The record is from RefSeq and is a predicted model, not a curated record. NCBI's taxonomy places the organism in Eukaryota, Metazoa, Chordata, Mammalia, Diprotodontia, Phalangeridae. Gene Ontology annotation, cellular component: endoplasmic reticulum membrane; oligosaccharyltransferase complex.